This is a messenger RNA of Anolis carolinensis (green anole), 2672 nucleotides long. It is a transcript of the gene rrp36, whose product is annotated as ribosomal RNA processing 36. NCBI's taxonomy places the organism in Eukaryota, Metazoa, Chordata, Lepidosauria, Squamata, Anolidae. Bases 201 to 1277 code for a protein of 358 amino acids. Gene Ontology annotation, biological process: maturation of SSU-rRNA from tricistronic rRNA transcript (SSU-rRNA, 5.8S rRNA, LSU-rRNA). Gene Ontology annotation, cellular component: 90S preribosome; nucleolus. The record is from RefSeq and is a predicted model, not a curated record. The transcript has 8 exons.
UCGCGAGCGCAGCCCCGUUGCCAGGAAACGGGAGGAGGCGUGGCCCAGAAGCUGAGCGGGAGGAGGGGCGAGAGACAGAGGCCUCCCAGAAGAAGCGAAAGAAAGGGCGUUUGCCGCGCGCGCGAGGGGCGAACGUGGGCAGCGCGUCAUCGACGCAGCUUGAAACUUGUACAUUGGAGAAUCAAAAGCAAGAAAGCCUUAUGAAGGAGCUGCGUGGCAAUAAUCCUGGGGACCACCCCAAAAAGAAAGAUUCAGCCUCUAGGAAGGACAGUCGCACCUCAGCAGUACAGGCUUCAGAUGACAGCGAACCCGUCAAUAUCUUAAAUCCAACACUUUUGGCUCAGAAGCGACCUCGCCGUGUUUCAAGCAGUAUGGGAGGCAACGCCGUGGAAAGCACUGAUGAUGCCAAAAGGCAAAAGCUCUUGCCUGAAGCAAGUUCUCCUGGGGAAGACUCUGACAAUGAGGAGUCAGAUGAUGAGGAUUAUGAGAGAGUGGGGAGUGAUGAUGACAUCAGCGAUGGGUCAAGCAGCGAGGAUGAGGAUGAUGAAGCAGGUAGCGAUGCCUCAGAAAGUAGUAAUGAAGACUCCAAAGAAAAAACAGGCCAGCCUUCUUCAAGAACUGAUUUAACAAAAGAGUUGUCAUCUAUGUCUUUUGAGGAGCUGCUGAAGUUCAGAAACCAGAUUGGAACCAAGGCUUAUCAGCGAAUGACUUCUGGGAAAAGAGUACCAAACACAAAAAAGCCAGAGAAGAGACAGGGUCCAAGCAAAGACAGGCCUUUAGAAAUUUCAGCCAAGAAACCGGUCUCCUUUCUGCGACAAGUGGUGCCUGUUACAAAGAAGGUACCCCGAGACCCACGUUUUGAUGACCUCUCUGGGGAAUAUAAACCAGAAGUGUUUGAAAAGACCUAUUCGUUUUUGAAUGACAUCAGGAAAAAGGAGAAAGAGAUAGUUCAGAAGCAACUGAAGAAAAGUAAAAACGUGGAUCAGAAAACCAAAUUGCAGCAGCUCCUUAAACGAAUGACACAGCAGGAAGAUGCACAGAGGAAACAGCAAAAGGAGAGAGAAAGAGACCUUGCCUUCAAGAAGAAGCAGCGAGAGCUGGCCCAGCAAGGGAAGAAGCCCUUCUAUCUAAAGAAAUCUGAUAAGCAGAAGUUGGAACUGGCUGAGAAAUACAAAGAGCUGAAGAGGAGUGGAAAACUGGAGAAUUUCUUGAGCAAGAAGAGGAAAAGGAAUGCCACUAAGGACAAAAGGAAACUCCCUUUUAGGAAGACACUCUAAUAUCUGGCUGCAGGAGAAAACCCUACCUCUGUGCAAGUGAUACUGUAAUGGGCACAGGUCUCUCAGUCAGCGAUGGACUUAAUAAGCUCCUAGCAAGACGCCAUCCUGUGGUCUAGGUUUCUCUGCCACCAGGCUGAACUGGACUGCUGGCAGUUGUCCUAGAAACUGUGUACAAGGAUUCUAAUUGUGGAAUCUCAUUAAUUGGCAUAUUUCCUUUUGAAAGCGCUCCUUGGGUCAUUAAUUGAUAAUACGUUUUGUAACAUCAUUUUGCUAGUGUAAAGCAGUUAUUUUUCAGAAAAGCAAAUUUCUUCUUUCAUCUGUUGAUACAAAACAGAAAAGCAAAUGAAACCUCAUGAUUACAUUCACAAGACUGCUAUUUUAAUUAAUUCACAGACAUUUCCCACUGUUUCCUCACAGUGUUUGUUCCCCUCUGUCUUUCAGCAUGGGUUCAUUUCUUUAGUUAGUUAUUGCCAGCAUGGCUUCUGUCCAGAUAAGCAGAUGACUUUCAGGUACUUAUGUUGUGUUCCAAAUCUUGUAACCCCUUUGUACUUGAUUUUUUCUUCGCCUUGUGAUCUAACUCAUUAUUUAGUGCUGUAUAUCUUUGCCUAGUGGAAAGAUAUUGCUUUCUUUCUUUUUUUUUUUUUAAUAGAUUGGAAAAUUUGCUGAUGCCAAAUUAGGACAUAAAGACAAGAGUUCUGGUUUUGGCCUUUUGCAUAGAUGUCGGCAUCUUAUAAAUUACUACCCACAUGAAGCUGCCUUUAUAAGAAAUCAGACAAAUUUAUUUUAAAUAAUUUAUUCUAUUAGUCUGAGUGUGUGAAAAGUAAGUUAUACUGGGCAUCAAAAUCCUGUCACCUACUGAAAUUUAGAGGCACCAAGUUGGAAAAGACUAUCCUGAGCUAAUAUGCUCCUUGGCAACUCCAUGUGGGUUACCACAAGCUAAAGCACCACUUAUAUUUGGCUAUAGAGGAAAAAGCACUAAAACAGUAUUUUUGGUUUCCCAAGAUAGUGGUCUGAACAUUACCUAACAAGGAAAGUCGAGGUGCAAAGUUAGUAUGUUUCUCUUUCUCUCCACUAUAACAUUUUCCUCCUGAAUAUAUUUAUAGAAUUAAUGAGAAAUUUUACUUAGUGGGCUGAGUGUAUUGAAGUAUCGUUGGCUGCCUUGGAACGUACUCAUGGAAAUGAAUGACCCAAAUACAGAGAAAAAACCUCUUUUCUCAAAUUAGUGAAAAUCAUAAAAGAUUAAAACAGCGAUUGGGAAUCGUAAAAAGCAGUGAGAAGUAACCAUCCCUGUGCCUGAGGGUGGAAAGGAGGGUAAGAAGAGAUGAAUGCGCUGUACAACUACCUUACAUGGACAAGGGCAAUAAUGGGGAAUUAAAUGCAGGGAUUUAUGCUUCA